Closterium sp. Naga37s-1 is the source of this 951-nucleotide messenger RNA. Lineage: Eukaryota; Viridiplantae; Streptophyta; Zygnematophyceae; Desmidiales; Closteriaceae. The record is from the annotation of a GenBank genome assembly.
AUGGCUCUGGCCCACCACGACUUGACUCGGCCAUACCUGCAUUAUCGCGUGGAGCCCACUAAUUUAAUCGCAACGCGUCUCAUCCCUGCGUCAUCCGUUAUUCGCCUCUCCCCGUCCGUCCGCAAGCUGGAUCUCGUCGGCGAGUCCACUAAUUUAGCCGCCACGUCAGCAGCCACAUCGCAUCCACUAUCCGAGCUGUUGAACAGCUCCACGCUCCGUUUAAGAAGCCCAAGCAGACGUGGCGCCUCCGCAACACGGUCUUCAGCGGCAGCGUCGGAUUAUCCAGGAUCUGUGGAGCGAUCCGCGGAAGAGAGCGAAGCAGGAAGCUCUGGCGGCGGCGGAGCAGCGGCGGUUAAUGUGCUGGAUCGGGGGACUAAUGCAGAAGAGGCAUCGCUGCUUGCAGAGCGUAGAGGUAACGCGCUGGGGGAGUCGCGGGACGGCUUUUUCUGGAGCGAUUCAGAAGACGAGGCAGGAGGAAGGCAUGGAAAUGGCCGUGGCGAUGACGAUGGUGAUGGAGGGAAUGCGAGGCGCGAUACUCACUCAACAACCUCUUUGUCGCCGCCGUCGCGACUGUGGCACGUGUUGUCCGUGAUCAAUGACAGUACCAAGUGGGUGGCUACAGUCGCGACAGCCGUGACGGUGCUCGCGACGCACAACCGAGCCGCGGCGUGGUUCGUGGUGGGCGCCGUGCUCAACGUCGCCAACGGCAAGGCGCUCAAGCGCAUUCUCCGCCACGAGCGGCCCGAGACGGCGCGCGGAAAGAAGGCGGAUCCCGGCAUGCCGUCGUCGCACGCGCUGAGCCUGUCGUACCUCUCCGUCUAUGCCGCUGUUGCAGGUCUGCAGUGCUAUGGCAUGACACCAUACACCAUAACUGGCGCCUCUCUACUGGUCUCUCUUGCGGCCUUCUUGGUAAGCCAUAGCUCAGGAGCAGUGCUUGCUGGCACGCUCUAG